Indicator indicator is the source of this 2649-nucleotide messenger RNA. RefSeq names its product MDM2 binding protein (gene MTBP). NCBI's taxonomy places the organism in Eukaryota, Metazoa, Chordata, Aves, Piciformes, Indicatoridae. Gene Ontology annotation, biological process: regulation of protein ubiquitination; traversing start control point of mitotic cell cycle; protein localization to kinetochore. Gene Ontology annotation, cellular component: kinetochore. The transcript is spliced from 22 exons. The record is from RefSeq and is a predicted model, not a curated record. Bases 1 to 2649 code for a protein of 882 amino acids.
AUGGACCGCUACGUCCUGCUCUUGAGUUGGGGAGAUCGCAAGGGCGAGGGUGCUGCGGCCGGUGGCUCCGGGGCAGCUGGGGCUGCUGCAACUGUUUAUCAAUUCCUGAAAGAAAGCUGCAACUCGUUUAUAAAUGCAGAUGUGAGCACAUUCCCAGCAUGUUCAGUGGCUGGUGUUCCAGGUGUAAAGAAAUGGUAUUUUGCAAGUCAAGUUGUAUGUGGUUAUUAUCAGUUCUGCAGUUCUGACUGGGAGGAAAUAAAUUUCGACACACAGAAAAAUAAAGAAUCUCUCCAAACAAGUAUUGAUGAAUGCUUGGGAGCCAUACAAAAUUUUGAGGAAGAGGACAAUAACAGUAGAGAGUCGCUGUCAAUGACUGAUAUCUAUGAUGAAGCUGCAGAAAGUCUACAUCAGCUAGCAGAUAAACUGCCUGCUCCAGGCAGAGCAAUGGUUGAUGUAAUACUGCAGGCCGUUGAGCAAGAUGGACCCAAGUUAAAAGACUGCUUACUUGCUGUCGGUGCCCUGAAACACCUCAGAGAAUGGCACUCUGCACAAAUCACUAUUGCAGCAGAUGACUCUAAAGGUAGCUGGCAAAAGAUUGCAGACUAUCUGUCAGCAGACUUUGUAUCUUCAGAUAAUAUCAUGAAUAUUAUUGAUUUAAAAGAACUCUGGAGAGGAAAGAUUCAGAUAUGGGAAAAAAAGUUUGGAUCACAAGUUAAGUUUCCAGAAUUUUGUAUCAAGGGCACUUCCAUAAAGACUUUCAACACUUCACAUUUAUGUUCUUGCUUUGGGGCUAAAGAAGAGCGACAAUGGAGGAAUACUGAUGCUUUGCCAGAGGUGUUUCAUUACUAUGGUCCUGCACUAGAAUUUUUACAAAUGGUGGUGCUCUCUGAUCUUCCUUCCUUUUUUGUAUCAGAUCUGGAAUUUGAGUUGAGCCUGACAAGAAAGAAUAUCAAUGAGACAUCUAUGCUGUUUUUGGACCAAAUUUCAUCUCUUUCUGGAAAGGUGGGAGCUUUAUUCUCAUUGCCAUGUAAUGUAAGCAGUGUAGUGAUCCCAUGCCCUGCCCAGCUGAGUACCAAGAAAUGGAAGGAAUAUAUGGCUAGGAAACCCAAGGUCAUUACUGUUCCAGAAAUUGAGCUGAAAGGAGAAUCUUGUCGAUAUUAUUUCUUGCUACAAGGCAAUGGCUCUGGAGGAUGUAAAGCAACCUUGAUUCAUUCAGCUAGCCAGAUCAAUGGUAUGGCCACUCUUUCUGCAGCAAAUGAAAAGCUGAAGACAAAAGCAGAAGAAACAGAGUCAAGCUUUCAUGUUGCUGACUUUAUCAAGACUCUGCCAUGUUUUUGUGGAGAGGAGAUUGUACAGAGGGAAAAGAAACUGUCUCAUCUCCAGGUGUUUGCCUUGAAGGAGUAUCUCAAGAGAAAGGAACUGACCAACCAACCUCCAGUUAUUUCUACAGCUGAGUUCAAAAACUUGUUAGAACUUACAAGAGAAUGUUUUUGGAACCUGUGCAACACUCGUCUUCCUAAACCUGUUUUAGAGAAGGCUGGCAAUAAAACCAGGUCAUACACUGUGACUUCUGAAUCUGAUUUAAUGGAGCUGAAUCCAUUGGAGUGGGCAGAAAGUCAUGUUCUUCAGAACUUGGAGAAUUUUGAAAAAAACAAACAAAAAAUGAGAGUUUCUAUGUUUGCACAUUCAUCUGAACAAUUGCUGGGGCAUAAAGAUAGCCAGCGGGAGUCCUUGACGUUGCUGGAUGCUAAGGAAUUACUGAAAUAUUUCACACCAGAAGGGCUGCCAGUUGGUGAUCUUCAGCCACUGCAAAUUCCCAAACGUGAGAACACAUUCCUUUUGACACCAGCGCUGACUCCUCGGAAACUCAGGGGUUUACCUUUUGAAAAAGCAACUGGAUGCCAUUAUCAUGGACUGGAAUAUUGUCUGGAUACCAGAAGAGCCUUAGAGAGAGAUGUGAGUUAUGCUGAACUUCAAACUCGUCUGAUUCGCUAUGAAACUCAGACUACUUGCGCCAAAGAGUGCUGCCCUGUGCCAGUUGUCCUGAGCCCUCUCCCAUCUCCUGCAGUCUUGUCAGAGCCUGGAAGUGUCCCUGAUGGAGAGUCUUUACAAAGUGAAUUCCAAACAGAGGCGUCAAGGCUAAAACACAGAUCAAAAGAGUUGGAUUGCUUUUAUCCCAAGAAAAGGCUAACCAAAUCUGAGAGUACAGAUUCCCUCCUCUCUCAGGCAAGUGGAAGUACUGGGAGUCACUGUACAGUUGCCGUAAAGAGGAAUCGCUCUGAAAGAGCAUUUUCUGUUGCUUCACUGCCCUUGAAACAGCCUGGUCAGCCCCACAAAGUAAUCACUGAGGUUGGCUCAGCAAGUCACUUAAGUGCAACUGAAACCCAGGCUUCAAAGCCAGCUAAGGAAUCAAGAUCCCAGAAACAUACAAGGAUGCUGAAGGAAGUGGUUGCCAAGACUCUUCAAAACCAUGGAAUUACAGAGGAUCACAAGUGUUUUGUGUCAUGCAGCCAGCGUCUAUUUGAGAUAUCCAAGUUCUACUUAAAGGAUCUGAAAACUUCUAGAGGGCUUCUUGAGGAAAUGAAGAAAACAGCAAAUAACAAUGCUAAACAGGUGAUUGAAUGGGUUUUGGAGAAGACUGGGAAGUAG